CUCGAGAAGCUCGACGAAUUUGGACGGACGCCAAAAUAUAGAGCAGCUAAAGAAAAAAAAAACACAUAGCGACAUUUAAAUAGUGAAAUUUAUUGCGAAAGGUCACUUGUGUACAAAUAUAAAUAAGUGGAAUUAUAAAAAACAAAAAUGUCGCUAAAUAUUGGAGAGUCAGAGUCAAACGAAAGUCCUACAACAGCGCCCGAAGACCUGCUAACACACGCCGAAUGCGAACGAAUUCUGGUGAAGGCCUGCGGUAUGGAAUGCAAGUUGCAGCUGAUAGACUAUCUUCUGACGCCAGCCGAGAACGCAAACGGCUAUCUUGGCGAAUAUUAUCACCUGUUGGCGCGCUAUAACGUCGCUGAGUCGGAUGAAAACAAAAAUCUGACUGAUGGGCGCGAAACGCAUGAACUGCGUGCUUUCGUCAAACGUGUGCCACAGGCUAGUGCAGAGGCAGAGAAGGAGGCCAUAUUCCGAAAAGAAGCAACGCUCUAUGAAACUCUGUUAGAACGCUUACGCAGAUACUCUACAGUAGCCUGGUCGCCGCGCUGCUACUACACACGUGACGAUUUUAUUGUGCUUGAGGACUUGGAGGAAAUUGGUUAUGCUCUAUAUCCGAAAGUCGAUACAUGUAUUCCCGAUAAUUAUUUACAUCAGGUGCUGCGCGCUUUGGCUGCUCUACAUGCCGCCAGCUUUGCACUCGAACACAAAGAAGGCGUUUGUAUAGGCAAUAUCUAUAAACAAUUAGGAGAAGAGAUCACUAUAUCAGAACGUGUGCCAUGGUAUACCACAGGGCUACGUGCAAUUCGUGCUUUGGUUAAAUCGCAGUUAGAAACACAACCGAUUUCUGCGCGAGAAUCCAUUGAGGCUCGCUUUGCGGUUGCUGUUGAAGGCGUGUACGGUAUGACAAACGUCUCUUCUCAUUACCGGAAUGUGCUCUGCCAUCGUGACAUUUGGCGCGGUAAUAUCUUCUUUAGCGACAGCCCUUCGACUACUCCGAAUUCGGUAUUAUUCGUGGAUUAUCAAACUGCGCGCUACUGUCCGCCAGCCAUCGAUUUGAUAUACGUAUUGUUCAUGAACUUAGAUAAGGCCACAAGAAAAGCCAAAGAAACGCAAUAUUUGCGCUUUUAUUACGAUUAUCUACAGCGAGAUUUCGUCGCCAAUGGGUUUACGCAGACAGAUGUGCCACUCUCUUACUCAGAUUUAUUGGCUUCUUAUCGGGAAUUUCAGCCUUUCGGUUUGCUUUACAGAGCGAUUGCCAGUACAAUAUUGAAUGUCCCACGAGAGAUUGUGACCAACUACUACGUUCAGGUGGAGCGCACUGACAUGGUUCUUAAACUAAUGGAUGAGCUGCCCGAGUUUCGAAAGUGUCUGGAAGAACAGAUUUGUGAAAUUUUGCAGUUUUUGAGCGAAGAAAGUUGUCUCUUGGCAAAAGCAAUAAAAAUGAGUCCCACAUCUACGCUCGUACGUGGUGAUAAGCAAAAUGAGCUCUUCUCGCGCGCCGAAGUCGAGAAAAUAUUGAGCAAUAUAUUGAACUCGAAUGCCGUUGCUGUGUUGUUGGAAUAUAAUGUAUCGCCGGAGUGUGGACCAACUGGUUACUUAGGUGAAUACUUUCAUUUGGAAUUGAAAUACAAAUUUGUAGAGCCCAACAACACAAUUCAAACAACGCGCGUGUUCGUUAAAUCCUUGCCUUAUCAAAAUCCCAAAAUGACGGCGUUUAUUGAAGCUUGUGGCAUGCUCACAAAAGAAGCAGCAAUCUACGAGCAACUCUUAAAUGAGUUGAGAAGACUGACAGCGACCAUCUGGUGUGCUCAGUGCUACUUUACACGCAGAGAUUUGUUUGUCAUGCAAAAUAUUGUCGAUAUGGGUUAUGAGCCACUGGUAGACCCCGCGGAGUUUCUAACUCAAUCACAGAUGGAUGUAUUGCUGAAAAGCUUAGCAACCAUGCAUGCUUGUAGUUUAACAUACGAAGAGCAAAAUAAAGUCAAUAUCGGAGAGCAGCUAGAAGAUGUGCUCAGAGAGAUGACAGUUACGCCAGAUGUGGUUUUCUACACCGCAGGACUGAGGGCUGUCUUAGCAGUUGUCAGCGUUCACCCCGCUUACCAAUGUGAGGCAUUGCAGAAGUUCAUUGCCCAAGAGUUGCCGCGACAUUUGGACAGCGUAUACGAGAUGGUAAAUCCAUCCAAGAAAUACCGGAAUGUGUUUUGCCAUCGCGAUCUCUGGGGUGGUAACUUGUUCUUCAAUAAAGCACAACCCGAUGCAGAACCUGUCGUUCUGGUGGACUAUCAACUAGCACGCUACAGUCCGCCUGCGAUCGAUGUGCUCAUGGCAGUGUAUUUGAAUAUAACUCCACAACAACGUAGAACGAUGAAACACUGGUGCUAUGAUAGAUACUACAGUUACUUUGCUGAGGAACUAAGCCGACAGGGUUUAUCUGUGGAGCAGCAAAUUACUCGAAGCGAAUUUGAGCAAUCACUGAAAGAGCUGGAACUCUUUGCCGCACUAUACAAUUGCAUAUCGGCGACUAUACUGCGGGUGCCGGGAGAUUACUUAAAGGAUUUGAAGUUAAAUCAUCCGGACGCAUUUCAUCGCUAUACAAAUGUAGAUCGAGUGAAAGAGGUGCUCGAGCUGUUAAAAAUUGAUAAGAAAUUCAAGGAUUACAUAUUUGAGUGUAUUGAAGAAAUGAUGCGCUUGUUAUUGUAGAGUCUGUUUUAUUAUUAUAUUUAAUUAAUAAAAAUUAUACAAUUACUGUCACAA
Zeugodacus cucurbitae (melon fly) is the source of this 2754-nucleotide messenger RNA. RefSeq lists its product as uncharacterized. The record is from RefSeq and is a predicted model, not a curated record. The coding region runs from base 148 to 2700 and encodes 850 amino acids. The transcript is spliced from 7 exons. Lineage: Eukaryota; Metazoa; Arthropoda; Insecta; Diptera; Tephritidae.